Salvia splendens (bonfire salvia) is the source of this 2469-nucleotide messenger RNA. Its product is annotated as protein FAR1-RELATED SEQUENCE 5. The record is from RefSeq and is a predicted model, not a curated record. NCBI's taxonomy places the organism in Eukaryota, Viridiplantae, Streptophyta, Magnoliopsida, Lamiales, Lamiaceae. The coding region runs from base 1 to 2469 and encodes 822 amino acids. The transcript has 4 exons.
AUGGGAGAACAAGUAGCUCAAAGGGUGAACAAAGGGCGAAAGAAAAUGUUGUUCAACCCCAGAGAUUGGGUGUGGGUACACCUUCGGAAAAUACGUUUUCCCGACAAAGCAAGAUCCAAGCUUGCCCCGCGAGGGGAUGGCCCAUUUAUGGUCCUAGAGCGUGUGAACGACAAUGCCUACAUCAUUGAUCUUCCUGAUGAGUAUAACGUGAGUUAUACCUUUAAUGUGGCUGACUUGAGCCUGUUUGAUUUUGUAGGGGACGGCCCGGAUUUGAGGACAAAUCCUUCACAAGAGGGACAGGAUGAUACGAUCAUGGGAGCCGUGCAUCAAACAUUUCAGCCGCAGCGGGAUUCCAAGGAUUUAAAUACACCAGAAUGCCCUAUAGAACUUAAAUCAUUUGUUGGUCGUAGCUUCCCCACAUUGGACAACGCAAUUGAAUUUUACGAGAACUAUGGGCGACGUGUUGGUUUUGAUACAAGGAAGAACGGUUCAAAGAAGGUUGAUGAUAUCACCAUAUGGUUUUACAUGGUGUGUAACAGAGAAGGUGAACAGAAAUUUAGCGAUCAACAACCCAAACGACGACGUAAAUCGAAAAAAUGUGGAUGUAAUGUCGGUGUUGCAUUCAAAUUUGAUUCUGAUCGUGGUUACGUCAUUCAACAUUUGAACGAAGAACACAACCACCCCAUGGUUGAGAUACAACACCAAAAGUUCAUGAGAUUAAAUCGUCAACUUGAACCAGUUCACCAAAAAUUUAUUUCGGAUUUUGCUGGUGCUAAUAUCCGUCCAUAUCUCACUUUUAAGCUGUUGACUGAAUUGAUGGGCCGUUAUGAGUCUGUUGGGUGUACUGUGUUGGACAUCCGUAACUACACACGGGACAUCAGAAGAUAUGCUGAAGGAUAUGACGCCCAAAUGAUAAUAGACGAGAUGAAGAAGAAGAAGAAGAAGAAGAAGAAGGAAAAUUGUGACGCCUUCACGUACGAGUAUGAAGUUGAUUCUCGUAGUCGACUGAUGCAUUUAUUCUGGUGUGAUCCUAUUGCUAAGAUGAUUUUCAUGCAAAUUGGUGACAUUGUCUCGUUUGACACUACGUACUCAACUAAUAGGUACUCAAUGAUUUUCGCUCCGUUCACUGGGAAGGACAACCAUGGGCGCGCAGUGUCCUUUGGAGCUGGUUUGCUUUGUAGUAAGAGCGCAGACUCUUUCUCUUGGCUAUUCAAUCAGUUUGUAAAGUGCAUGGGCAUAGCUUCCAAGUUGAUAAUUACGGAUCAAGACUUGGGCAUGAAAGUUGUUGUUGAAAAAGUUCUUGUGAAUACACGUCACAGGUGGUGUAUGUGGCACAUCAUGGCAAAAAUAGCUGAACAGUUGAUUGAACCCACAGAGUUUGAAGAUAAGUGGAAUACUGUGAUGGAGACAUAUGAACUUGAAGGCGCUGAAUGGUUCGUUUCUAUGUUCGAAUCAAGAAGGUUUUGGGUUCCUGCAUACUUUAGGGACUUCCCUAACAGUUCUUUGAUAAAGAUGACUUCUGUUUCGGAAUCUCAGAACAGUUUUUUCAAGAGGUAUACUCAGUCCAGGGCUAACCUUGUUGUAUUUUUAAUGAAUUUCAACAAUGUCGUUGAUGCCCAACGAAACUACUCCGUAAAGCUGGAUUAUAUAGAUUAUAAUACUACCGCAAAGAUGAAAACAGAGUGGUCUCUUGAGAAGCAUGCAUCUACAAUAUUCACAGAUGGUGCAUUCAAGGAAAUUCAAGAACAGAUACUGGAGACUUAUAACCAUUGCAUCCUUGUAUCAAUAUCAAAUUAUUCAAGUCCAGAGGUUUACAAGGUUUUAGAUCAUUUUUCAAACACAUGGACUGUCACAUUCUCUGUGGAGGAUUCUGUGUGUCAAUGGGAUUGUAAGAUGUUUUCUAGGACUGGUCUUGUAUGCUACCACAUCUUCCUUGUGUUGAAGAACAAAAAGAUGCGCUUGAUUCCUGAGAAUCUGAUUGGAGGUCGAUGGUUGAAAUCUCCUCUGCUUAAGGCUGUUCAUGCUGUCCAAUUCCAAGAUGUAGCAACACAUGUUUAUGUUGAUGAGAAGAAGGCACAAGCAAUUUUGUUGGGAGAGAUGUUGGGUCUAUACCAGGCUGUAUCUAUCGAUAUUGAUCAAAUUCAUGAGCUAACAUAUAUAGUUCGUGAAGCAAGACAACAGAUUUUUGCCGACGGCGUAGUAACGUCUACAACCCAGAAGAAGAAACUAAUGGAGGAAUUUUAUGGUGCUGAGGCACCCCAGGAAGUAGAUGUACAACCUCCUGAAGUCGUCAGCACGAAGGGAUGUGGUAGUAGACUCCCCUCAAGAGUGGAGAAGGCUUUGAAGCUUAAGAGCAAGUCUUUGCGUCAAUGUAAGAAAUGUCAGGAGUGGGGUCACCACGAUUCAAGGAAUUGCGACAAAUUCAAAGGGAAAGAAAAGCUGCGGUCCAGAAGAAAUUCUGAUGUUUGA